Molecule: messenger RNA, 868 nt
Organism: Ceratosolen solmsi marchali
Lineage: Eukaryota; Metazoa; Arthropoda; Insecta; Hymenoptera; Agaonidae
Exons: 4
Coding region: 58-867 (269 amino acids)
Source: RefSeq, a predicted model, not a curated record
UACGGCUCAUUAUAAUAAUUUAAAAUAAAGUGCAAUUGUCCAUCAUUUUCGUCAAUAAUGUCCAGAAAAGUUGCUGUGCAGUGCCAAUGUAUGAAUAAAGUCCUUCAAGAUAUCAGUAGAGAAUCGCUCGAAUUAGAGGACGGCAUUAUAGACGUCAAAAGGAUUUUUUCCUCCGAGUAUAAUUUGGCUAGAAAAGAUCAAUUAUUAUCUCCAAGGCGAUCAACAUCAGAACCUAAUAUACAAUAUAGCGUGGAUUAUGAUGAUCUUUGCGGACCUUGGCCUUCACCAGAUCAUCCGACAUACAAACAGUAUGAUGAUGUCUUAUUGAAGCCAAUGUUAUGUACUUGGAAAUUCAUUACGAUUGAAGAUAUGAAGUGCAUGAGACAGCAUUUGUUUGAUAAGAAUGCAAUUAAAUCUAUUAUUGAACGAAAAUUGCCCGAUGAUAAUGUUCUAUUCAAGGGUAAGAAUAAUAAAGAAAUAUUUUUAAGCUUCGCUUGGGAAAUUUUUAAAUAUAUGAGAGACGACGGUUUUUCUGGGAAAGGAAUAUCGUCAAUAUUAGGUUUAUUUUAUUUUACUCAUCGAUUUUUUCUUUCCAAUUCUUGGCGCUCGGCUCAUGAGACUUAUGCUUUUUUUAAAGAUGGUCUUGAACUUCAUUCCGUUUUGAAUCCACCGGAAAGCGAUAUGAUAUUCAAUUUUUCUGAAUGUGAUAAGCUACUCGAUAUGUUUCGGUCUCUGUACAUUCAAAAAUUAGAACUUGUACGUUUAGUGUACAUUCCGAACUAUAAAUUGAUAUUUAAGCUACGAAAACAUAACAUGGAAUAUUCUAAGGAAUCGCUCGUAUUACAAAAUUCCAGAAUGCAAAUAUAAU